AAUAAAAAUAAAAAUGAACAAAGAAACAUCUUUAGAAGAUUACACAUUACCUUAAUGGUCGUCUAAUUCAAAGCAUAAAUAUUUCUUAGAAGUAAUAAAAAAUAGGAAUUGAAAUUGAAAAAAUCGAAAUUUCAUAUAAAUAAUUUAUACUAAUAGGGAAAUAAAAAGAAUUAUGUGAUAUAAUAUUAGAUCACCCAUCCAUAUCAAGAAAACAUGCAAUAAUUCAACAUAAAAAUAAUGGCGAUAUAUUUAUGUAUGAUAUGAAAAGUACGCAUAAGACUUAUGUAAAUAAUAAAGCUUUACCAUCUUAAAUUUACCAUAAAUUAAAUGUUUUUGAUUAAAUAAGGUUUGGAUAAUCUUCCAGAAUUUAUAUUUUGAGAUGUUUAGAAGUAGAAAAAGAAGAGAUUGAGAAAAAUAUAGAAAAUAAUUCAGAAAAUAUAUAAAAACCAUAAUAAAAGAAAGGAUGGUAAUUUAAAGAAAUAUAUAUAAAAUUAAGGGAAAACGAUCCUUAUUAUAAAUAAGAAAUGAAAUAAAGUAAGCAAUUUAAAGGGAAAGAUAAUAAAUAAGAAGAAUUUAGUGGAGUUACAUGGGGUAUUGAUGAUGAAUAAGAAGUUUAUUAAUAUCAAGACGAAAGUUAAAUUGCUUUAAUUCCAGAAUUAUUAAAAAGAUUGCCGGAUUUAAAUGAAAAAUAAAUAGAAAAAAUCGAAAAAUAUGAAGAGAAAUUGUCCAAAUAUAGAAAUGUAGAAUAGGAAAUGUAAGAAUUAAUAAAAAAAGAACAACGAGAAUAUGGAUUAGAUGAAAAAUUGAGAUUAAAAAAGGAAAAUUUAUAAGCGAAAUUAAUAGAAACAUAAUAAAAUUUAGACAUGGCAGAAAAUAAUGUCCGUUUAUCGAUUUUUGAAGAAAACGUAGAAGAAUUAGAAGAAUAAAAAAAAAAAAAAAAUUUGAAUAAAUUUGAAAAUUAAGAAGAAUUUGAUGAAAAAGAUGAAUAUUUUGACAGAACAUUAGAUUAAAAAAAAGAAUGA
Ichthyophthirius multifiliis is the source of this 1022-nucleotide messenger RNA. RefSeq lists its product as hypothetical. The record is from RefSeq and is a predicted model, not a curated record. Gene Ontology annotation, molecular function: mRNA binding; protein binding. The transcript has 4 exons. Lineage: Eukaryota; Ciliophora; Oligohymenophorea; Hymenostomatida.